Messenger RNA from Penicillium mononematosum, 765 nucleotides. RefSeq lists its product as uncharacterized. The coding region runs from base 1 to 765 and encodes 254 amino acids. The transcript is spliced from 3 exons. NCBI's taxonomy places the organism in Eukaryota, Fungi, Ascomycota, Eurotiomycetes, Eurotiales, Aspergillaceae. The record is from RefSeq and is a predicted model, not a curated record.
AUGAGUUCCUCCGUUGAUCCCACCUCUCUGCUAGUGUCUGCAGCAGUCCCGGCAUUCAAAUGUCCGGCCGGGACAAAGAUGCACAUUCUGAACUUGGGCACCCUCCAAGAAGAUGAAUCAUGGAUCCUCCGAGGUUGCAAUGCAAGCUCCUUGAACAACCUUAAUCCAGUGAACAGACGUCGAGAUUUAGUGGUCCUUUCCGCUCUCAUCGAGUACCCCGGAGUUGGUCUCAUUCUGUACGAGACGGGCUGUGCUGAGAAUGUAGACUCAUCAUUGGCCAUCUGCACUUUGACCAUGCGGGGGGGACUUGAGCAUUUUGUGAACACAGAUGUCCCAAUCUAUGUCCACGAAGAAGAGCUCAAGCACGCAUGCUGGGCGGUAGCAACCGGGGCAGACUUUGGCGUCUAUCUAGGACAAUAUAUGCUACUGGAAGAGCUGAAGUGGAACACGUUCACCGGGUCACAACUUGACCUGUUCCAAGGCAUAACCUUUCACCAUUCACCUGGCCACACACCUGGACUAUGCAUUAUGCAAAUCAAUCUUUCGAAUGAUGGACCAUUCAUUUGGACCUCGGACCAGUUUCACGUUGCAGAAAACUAUGAGCUGGGUCAUCCCCACGGAGGAUUAGCUAGGGAUCACAGUGCGUGGUAUCGCAGUCUCAACAUGAUCCGCAGACUUCAAAGACUGUACAAUGCCACGUUGAUUUUCGGUCAUGACACCGAGGUGGCCUACAAGCUCAUAAAUGCAAAGCCAUUUUAUGAUUGA